ACACACACACACACAACCACAUACUUUAAACGCGGUCAGACCAGCAGCUCCCUCCCGACCACUGCCAGGUUUCAGCCUUCUGUGUCACAACCCGCUUCGUCGUUUUCUCGCUUGGACUUUUCGUCUCUCGCCGCACAUCUUGUUGUCUUCUCGCCUUCACUUUCUCAUCUUAAAGGCUUUUUUUUUUUUCCUUUACCACCCCUACUAUCAAGUCUUGAUUCUUGUGUUCCUCCGUCUCCAGUGAUGUCGUCUCUUCUGAAGGAGGAGAUGCAGAGAGUUUUAUUCCGACCUUCGAAACAGAGACUGGUUGAGUUUAUUGAGAUUGAGGAGCCAUUGGACGGAAGACAUUUUCUCUGCGUCUCAGCCGCUAAAGGCAAAGUGGUGCAGUUGAGCAUAGUGCGAUGUCAGAUAUCUCAGGCGCCCCUGAAGUCUGGCUCCAAGAAGUCCAGCACCAAACGCUCCAGCAUACAGGAGUGCUACCGGAGGACGGAGGUCUGGUCCCUGCAAGACCUGACUCUAGUGGACGGACGAGAUGCCGAUGUGGAUGACCCCUGCUUCCUGCUGCACUUUGACAAGGUGCGCACAGUGACGGCCACCAGCUGCUCAGCCAAAUACGCUUUUGUGCGAGCCCUGGUGGUGCUCAGCGACCAGCACUGUCAGAGGUCACUGAACCUGACGAACUUUGACUGGGCCUACAUCAAGCCCACCUCCUUUUACUCCAACAGAGGAGACUGUGUGGUUUUAUCACAGAUAUGCUUCUAUGCAUUCAAUCUUGUAUGUCUGUCCAUGUGUCCCGUGCCCCUGGAUGCAUAAUCAAACCACACAAUGAUAGUUUGUGUUUUUGUGUGUGUGUGCCAAGUGAGGUAUGUGUGUGAACAAAAAAAAGUAAUGCAUAAAACUUGCUGGUUGGUGGAUUCUAAAUCACAUUAAAGGAGUUUUGGAUGAUGAGUUAUUCAGUUAAAUGUCUUUUACAUGAAUAUUCUGCUGUUCUAAAUUUAAACAACUUGCUAUUCGUAACUCUCUAACCUUCUUUUGUGAUCUUUCCAUGAGAGUAUCCUUUUCUUUUGGGCUAAAGAGAACAAAUCAAAUUACGUUUUUUUGAAGGCCAACCCAGAAGUAGCAUUGCCAUGGGGUCUAUGGAGAAUUAGCCAAUGAGAUUUAUUGGAUCAUUGUAGAAAAUAAGCUCUGAGGCAAACACACGUUUCUGAUGAGUAGGUGUUUUGUUCAGCAGGAUCAUCUUCACAAAUGAACACCAUUUUUAUUUUUGAGGCGUUAAUGCAGAAGAGAAACGCUAACGUUAUGCAACAGCAAACUACACCACGGUCGGAUGAUUUUUGCGUCACUAGCGUUAUGCUUCAGACGAUCUCCGAUAUGCUAAUCAGCGGUUUUGACAAGCUAGCGAAACCGUAGCUUAAUACAUUGUUUAUUAACCUAAUAUGUGCCUAUAUAUUGAUAAAUCUAGAAGAGUUUUCACGACUGAGGCUGAAGGUGGACUAGUGAGAGAGUUCCCGGCAUUUGUGUCUGGCGUGAUGAUGUUUAAUGUCCCCAACAACCACUGUAGUCACAUUUAGCCACUUGUUAGCAAGUGCCUUUUUUAGGACGCGUAAAAACUUCAACAUUCACAAGUGGGGGUAUUACCUAACGUAGUUUAUGUGGUCUAACAAAACGCAAACACCUCUUUAGCUUGUGUUAACCACAGACCUUAUUUCAGGUGUCUAAACACAAACCCAUUAAAAAUCCCCAUUGACUUUGAGAGGAUAGACCCCAUGGCGCUAAAAUGCUAACUUACUUCCAGGUUUUAGGACUCGUUCCCUUGGCGCCCUAUUGACCAAUUUGGAGUACUUAAAGGGAUUUACAUUGUUCUAAAAUACACUAAACAAUUAUAUAACAAUGAACAAAGAGUUAACUCUGACUCAGCAACUCAAGUGCAGUUUGCUGUCAGUGUGUGUUUGACUUGUUUAUUUGUAGUCCAAGUCUUGUAUAGCUGCAUUUUAUGUCCUAGACGCUAGCUAUGAAGUAAUGUCGGGCUUUAAUACACAAAAUCCAUCAGUAAUCUCAGUAUUUAUUCAACGUCCUGGACAUGACCAGAAAGAACAAACUGUAUGUGUCCAGAGAUAUGUAUGCCUCAAGUUUUUCUUUAGUGUAGUAGACAAUGGGUUUCUCCACAAGGUGUUCAUAGAUGUACCGCCACUGUAACUAUGGUAACUUAGUUGGAUCCUUGACCCACUGACUCGACAGUGAGAGCGGGUCAGGAACCUCACCCCAUUGCUAAAGGUUAGCGUGUCACUGUAAGACAACUUGUCUUCCACUGUCAAACAAUAAAUAUAAUUGUUGAAGGCGUCCAGAUGGUCCAUAACGUUCUGAUGUGAACUGACCGCCAACUACCACUAGCUAGCUUUCUGCCACCAGUUGGGCUCUGUGCGAAAAACACGUCAUCGCCAUGUACGAACGUAAAAAUGCUCUAUUGUUGAAAUCA
Molecule: messenger RNA, 2476 nt
Organism: Labrus bergylta (ballan wrasse)
Lineage: Eukaryota; Metazoa; Chordata; Actinopteri; Labriformes; Labridae
Gene: exoc1l
Product: exocyst complex component 1 like
Source: RefSeq, a predicted model, not a curated record